CCAUUCCUGCCUAGAAAACUGCGUGGAUUGUGGAGCCUGGCGGGCUACAGUCCGUGGGUUCUGGGAAGAGUCGAGCACAACUUAACGACGUGUUAUGCAGUAGUUCUUCAGGUCUUUCCAGGAAGAAGGAGUCUUGCUCCCGCCAGCCGGAAGGCGUCGCCCUCGUGCCCGAGCGGAGGCUCAGGCCAACGGGGCCGCUCCGCGCUGCUGCGUGCGCACGCGCAGAGGGCUCUUCCGGCGCCUGGCCGGGAUGCGGCUGUUAGGCUACGGGUUGAGGCUGUUCGAAGCUGGGUCUGGUUCUCGGGCUGUCACCCGGCUCCCUUUGGGCGCCGACAUGCCUAAGAAAGGUGGUGCGACGAACAAGGGUAAAAACCAGAGCAAGGAACCAGAGAGACCACUCCCUCCCUUAGGCCCUGUGACAGUUGAUCCUAAAGGUGGUGUCUGCAUAGCCAUCCAUGCCAAACCUGGUUCCAAACAAAAUGCUGUGACAGAUGUGACAGCCGAGGCUGUGAGUGUAGCCAUUGCAGCGCCUCCAACAGAGGGAGAGGCUAACGCGGAGCUGUGUCGCUAUCUUUCCAAAGUCUUAGAACUCAGGAAGAGUGAUGUGGUUUUGGAUAAGGGUGGUAAAUCUCGUGAAAAAGUGGUGAAGCUUUUGGCCUCCACACCUCCGGAAGAGAUCUUGGAGAAAUUGAAAAAGCAAGUUGAAAAGAAAUAAAAGCAAGAAACGAAAAGUAUGUCCUUGAGAAAAUUUUUUUUAUUGCUAAUGAUGGAGAGACUGUUAAAAUACACUUAAAUACAUAGAAUGUGUAAAUAUAUUUAAUAAGAACAGGACUCAAAAAAGAAGUAUGAAGAUUAAAAGUACUGGACAUGGAA
This is a messenger RNA of Capra hircus (goat), 873 nucleotides long. RefSeq names its product chromosome 21 C15orf40 homolog (gene C21H15orf40). NCBI's taxonomy places the organism in Eukaryota, Metazoa, Chordata, Mammalia, Artiodactyla, Bovidae. The transcript has 4 exons. The record is from RefSeq and is a predicted model, not a curated record. The coding region runs from base 251 to 715 and encodes 154 amino acids. Gene Ontology annotation, cellular component: cytoplasm.